This is a messenger RNA of Miscanthus lutarioriparius, 2496 nucleotides long. NCBI's taxonomy places the organism in Eukaryota, Viridiplantae, Streptophyta, Magnoliopsida, Poales, Poaceae. The record is from the annotation of a GenBank genome assembly.
AUGGCCGCCGCGCCAGUCGCGCUGCCCUUCCUCCUGCUGACGGCGCUCGCCGCCGCCGCCGCGGCGGUCGCGAGCGCAACCACCGUCGCCUACAACGACCGUGCGGUGGUCAUCGACGGCCAGCGCCGCAUCAUCCUAUCGGGGUCCAUCCAUUACCCCAGGAGCACGCCACAGAUGUGGCCCGAUCUCAUCAACAAGGCUAAGGAAGGCGGCCUCAACACCAUCGAAACGUACGUCUUCUGGAACGGCCACGAGCCGCGCCGCCGCCAGUACAACUUUGAGGGAAACUACGACAUCGUCAGGUUCUUCAAAGAGAUUCAGAACGCUGGAAUGCACGCUAUUCUUCGCAUUGGUCCCUACAUCUGCGGGGAAUGGAACUAUGGAGGCCUUCCUGCAUGGCUGCGUGACAUCCCCGGAAUGCAGUUCAGGUUGCACAAUGAUCCCUUUGAGCGUGAGAUGGAGACCUUCACCACCCUCAUUGUCAACAAGAUGAAGGAAGCCAACAUGUUCGCAGGACAGGGAGGCCCAAUCAUCCUUGCUCAGAUCGAGAACGAGUAUGGAAACAUCAUGGGACAACUGAAGAAUAACCAGUCUGCCUCGCAAUACAUCCACUGGUGUGCCGACAUGGCUAAUAAGCAAAAGGUUGGUGUCCCCUGGAUCAUGUGCCAGCAGGACAACGAUGUGCCACACAACGUGAUCAACACCUGCAAUGGUUUCUAUUGCCACGAUUGGUUCCCGAACAGGACCGGCGUUCCCAAGAUAUGGACAGAAAACUGGACUGGCUGGUUCAAAGCUUGGGAUAAGCCGGAUUUCCAUAGAACUGCUGAGGACAUUGCUUUCGCGGUCGCCAUGUUCUUCCAGAAGCGUGGAUCGGUCCAUAACUACUACAUGUACCAUGGAGGAACCAAUUUCGGACGCACUUCUGGUGGCCCUUACAUCACAACAAGCUAUGACUACGAUGCGCCUUUGGACGAGUAUGGUAACAUUAGGCAGCCCAAAUACGGGCACCUGAAGGAUCUCCACAACUUGCUCAAGUCCAUGGAGAAAAUCCUUGUCCAUGGGGAGUACAAUGACACAAGUUAUGGCAAGAAUGUCACUGUCACCAAGUACACCUAUGGCGGUUCGUCAGUUUGCUUCAUCAACAACCAGUUCGAUGACAGGGAUGUGAACGUGACCCUCGCCGGAACUCACCUCGUUCCGGCAUGGUCCGUCAGCAUCUUGCCGGACUGCAAGAAUGUUGCCUACAACACGGCAAAGAUCAAGGUGCAGACAUCGGUGAUGGUGAAGAAGGCCAACUCGGUGGAGAAGGAGCCGGAGGCCCUGAGAUGGUCGUGGAUGCCUGAGAACCUCAAGCCCUUCAUGACGGACGACCAUGGCAGCUUCAGGCAGACCGGGCUCUUGGAGCAGAUCUCCACAUCCACUGAUCAGAGCGACUACUUGUGGUACAGGACAAGCCUUGAGCACAAGGGAGAGGGGAGUUACACGCUGUACGUGAACACAACUGGCCAUGAGAUGUACGCUUUUGUCAACGGAAAGCUUGUCGGGCAAAACCACUCGGCCAACGGAGCGUUCGUCUUCCAGCUCCAGUCUCCGGUGAAACUCCAGUCCGGGAAGAACUACGUUUCUCUCCUCAGCGGCACCGUCGGCCUCAAGAACUACGGACCAUUGUUUGAGCUUGUGCCGGCGGGCAUCGUCGGAGGACCGGUAAAGCUUUUGGGGGCAAACGGCACCGCCAUUGAUCUUACAAAUAGCUCUUGGUCUUACAAGUCUGGGUUGGCCGGUGAGCACAGGCAAAUCCACCUGGACAAGCCCGGCUCCAACUCCAAGUGGUGGAGCCACAACGGCAGCAUCCCCGUGAACCGGCCCUUCACGUGGUACAAGACCACCUUCGCGGCUCCCGCGGGCGAGGACGCCGUGGUGGUGGACCUGCUGGGCCUGAACAAGGGCGCGGCGUGGGUGAACGGCAACAGCCUGGGCCGCUACUGGCCGUCGUACACCGCCGCGGAGAUGGGCGGGUGCCACGUCUGCGACUACCGUGGCAAGUUCAAAGCCGAGGGCGACGGCAUCCGGUGCCUGACGGGGUGCGGCGAGCCGUCGCAGCGGUUCUACCACGUGCCCCGCUCCUUCCUCCGCGCCGGCGAGCCCAACACGCUGGUGCUCUUCGAGGAGGCCGGCGGCGACCCGGCGCGCGCCGCGUUCCACACCGUCGCCGUGGGACCCGUGUGCGUGGCGGCCGCCGAGGUCGGGGACGACGUCACGCUGUCGUGCGGCGGCGGCGCGUCGUCGCCAGCGUCGACGUGGCCAGCUUCGGCGUCACCCGGGGCCGAUGCGGCGCCUACCAGGGCGGCUGCGAGUCCAAGGCCGCGCUCAAGGCGUUCACGGACGCGUGCGUCGGCAGGGAGUCGUGCACGGUCAAGUACACGCCCGCGUUCGCCGGCCCAGCGUGCGAGUCAGGCAAGCUCACCGUGCAGGCCACCUGCUGAUACCUUACUAUGA